AUGACCCGGUCCUCCAUAAAGGGGAGUGGGGUGUUGGGUAAUGGGGGCCGGAACCUAAAGCGAGGCAAUGUGCACCAGAAUCAGAGUUUGGAAAAGGGGAAGAAGAAACUGGAGCCAGUCUGUGAAACACCCUACUGCGCGGAAGCUCGUCGCGCUGUUGCUGAUGGGGAGGAGGAGAAGGUUGAUGAUGAUGGGCUUGGAGUAAAAGGGUGCCUAAAUACAGAAUUCCUAUGGUAG
Messenger RNA from Dibothriocephalus latus, 237 nucleotides. The record is from the annotation of a GenBank genome assembly. NCBI's taxonomy places the organism in Eukaryota, Metazoa, Platyhelminthes, Cestoda, Diphyllobothriidea, Diphyllobothriidae.